Molecule: messenger RNA, 348 nt
Organism: Microthlaspi erraticum
Lineage: Eukaryota; Viridiplantae; Streptophyta; Magnoliopsida; Brassicales; Brassicaceae
Source: the annotation of a GenBank genome assembly
AUGACAAGAAGGUCCAAUCCAAACAACUCAAUUGAAGAAGAUCGUGACAUUGACCAACUUGAAAGGACACUUAGGCGACUAAGUAGAGAAAGAAUGAAUCAAGGCGGAGAAGCCAUACCAAAUAGGCAGCAGCAGCCGCCUGACCAAGAGAGGAGAGCCAAUGACCCUCCUAUACAACCAGAAGUUGGAGCUGAUCAGCCAGCACCAGCCGGAGCAGUGCCUCAACCCGAUCCGAACGCUCCCGGUGUAGCCGAGCAGCCGCAGCCGCCUCCUAACCAACCACAAUCGCCUCCGGUGUUCCAAAACAAUGGACUCCUGAUGUUGAGUCAGGUUUUACCAAACUCUUAG